Molecule: messenger RNA, 13945 nt
Organism: Paramuricea clavata
Lineage: Eukaryota; Metazoa; Cnidaria; Anthozoa; Malacalcyonacea; Plexauridae
Source: the annotation of a GenBank genome assembly
UAUUAGUGGUUUAUAUUUCCAAGCACUUCAUUAUCUAGAACUGGUGAGGCAAGGUUUUCAAAGCUUCGACCUUUUAUAUCAGUUCUACCUCGAAAGGUGAAGAGAAGCAAGGCAGAAGGCUCAACUUCAAAGCUCUCGAAUACAGUGUUGUGCCAUUGGCACCUAAACCAUGUUGGUUAUGGAGAGAACGUAUCUUUUGUUUUUAGUUGUAUCAUAUUUCGUUUUUACCAUCGGGAAAACCAACGAUGUAGAAGAAGAAUUAUUAUUGUAAGUAGAUCUUUAUUUGUAAUUUGCAGUUUUGUAUGAUAUUUGAUUUUAUAAGAAAUGAGUCACAAAUAUUUUAGCAAAUCACAUUUUUCGGACUAUGGCAGUGCAUUAAAUCUUCAAACUAUAUCAAGCGGAACUAGGUACUGUCUGCGCAUAUAGAUGUUUUGACAUCUUUGCUGGAUUUGUGUCAUAUACCGCAUUUAACCUGUAAAAUGCAGCAUGACGGAGUAAUUUUAUAAGAAUUAUAGAGGAGUAUUAAAAAAUAUUUUGAAUUAUUUAGUUCUACGACUAUACAUGUUUGAUAUUGGCCUUUGCAAUAGCAACUCUAAAUCCUCGAUCGAAUUGACACUCAAGCACAUAUGUUGACAUUUUUAAUUUUAUAAGUUUUAACACAUAUAUAUUUGCUACUUUAAUUUUUAGAGUAAAAAUUUUCUGAUUUUUAAAUAGGUUGAACGAGCUAGACAAACUGACAGAUAUGGCCAGUGAUGUUUCGGAUGGAAGGAAAAGUUCUCCUGCUGCGAGUAGAAAGCCGAAUUUUUGUGAAUUCAGCGAGCCAUACACAGUUGAAUUAGAGGAGGUUUUCAACAACACUGUAAAAAAGUCCUUCCAGGUUCCGUGUUCCGACUUAGAAGGAAGUCUGGGAAAGAGGAAUAAAAGGGACAUGUGCGAAGUAUUUAGGUAUGGCUUAAGCUUAUAUAAUAUUUCAAAAUUUUGAUCUAUCUUUGUUGAUCGACCGUGUUUAAUUUUUUAGCCUUUGUUUGCAUUUAAAGGGGCAAUGUCACCGAUUUUUGGGCAAUUCCAACCAUCGCAAAUUUUGCCCAAAACUGGGAAAAAAUGAGUGUAAGCAUAAAAUAAAGCAAUAACAGACACAAAAAACAUGUACAGAAGUCUGGAUGGGCAAGAUUACGCCAGGAUUGAGAUGGAUUGUAAAUGGCAUCUUGAUUAAUUGUUGGCAGACACUUUUCAAGUUUUAGUCAUUUUUUAUGAAAAUGUCAUAUUACAUGUUUCGUGGAAGUUCAAAGUUGUUUAAUAUGACUCAUAUAUCAUAACUUAAUCCAUUUACAAUGUUUAUUUUUAACUUUGUAGUUCAGCUUUUGAAUAAACGGUAUUUUAGGUCAAAAAUCGGUGACAUUGCCCCUUUAAGCUGUUGCCUGUUAUUUUAUGAAACAGGAAACUCAUGUGCUCAGCCGGCUAGUCUUGAUCUCCCCGCAAAAUAUACAAAAAUAGAAAUUAAUUAGCAUACUUUCGAAAUAUUACCAUGCAGCCAAUUUAAAUACAAUACGAUGUCAAUGCAAUUUCAACAGCAAUCAUUUAUACUAAAAUUAUUUUAACUGACGUUAUAGAUUUUUACGAAUACCUUAUGACAUAAAUUCUACAAGAACAAUUUGGUGGCUUAUAAGCCAAAUAGUCUAUUGACACAAGUAUUAUGGUCUCGUUAAAAUACUGUAAAUACAGACUGCCAAAGCAUAUACAUUUAAUCGUUCGUGUGUCCAUACAAAGUGGAUUAAACUAAAUCGAACGGCCAAUAUCUGACUUUGCAUCACUUCCUUGUCGCAUACACGUCAUGUUAAGUGUUGUAACAGUGCUCGAGUAAAUUAAUCUAAGCGCAAGGUUUUCGCAAUAUGAAUGCGUGCUGUUUUGCACCAGACAUCCGCAGUGAACUCCAACCUUAAAAUUCCACUUAACGCCCCCAUUUUCGACAUGUUUGAACAUGUUUUGUUCCCAGCCGUUCAUCCCUGCCAGUGGAAUGCAGUUAAAAGCUACUGCAAUUAGGUAUAAUAAUAUUAUAAAAAUGUUCAGUACAUAAUUCCAUUAGUGCAUGGUGCGCAGUGCGCUCUAGACAACACAAUGGAUUUUAGCAGGGUCAAGCCAGGGACAGGGUGCAUGUUCUUUUGCUCAAUAUUGUCUUUUUACUGGAAAUUUAAAGGAAUUUAUGGAUGUCAUUUGAAUAGUUUUUGGGGUUUUAUUUUUUCAAUGUGUACGUUUGAAGCGAUACAUUCUCAUCAAUUUUUUAUACGGCCAACCUCAUCAUAAUGACACAUGCACGUAUGUGAAAUAUGGUGGCCAAUAUUGAUUACAUCAGGUAUCAUGCCGCAUAUUAGGUAUAGUAGACCCAUGAAUUACCUUGCCAAUUUUAAAAAAAUUCUGUUGAGCUGAAAUUUUUCAAAUUACAUAAAGGCGUUUAUUCAUUAUAAUUUUUUUCGAAAAAUUUUCAAAAUAAUUGAUUAUACUAAGACAAAUCAUUUUUAGAAAUAAAAUUUUGGGGUCAUCGAUGACGUUUACGAGUUAAAUUACUUUAAAGCCAAAAUAUCCACCAUCUUGAAAUGUCAUUGCUGCCAUAGCAACGGCAGUUGCGUAACGUUUGUGCAAAUAUUCUUUAGAUGUUGUUUUAUAUUUUUCAUUUUUCAACAAGUAAUAAUUGUCCAAAAAUAUGUAACUAAAUCGUGAAUUUUCAAUUUUUUAAAUUAAAACAGUAUUGAGCCACCUUAACUUAGACCCACGGUUAAAUUUGCCCGGCCACGUACUUCGAACUCAUUAUUUCUGAGCCAAAGUACAAAAUGUCAAAACAUGGCAGUGAUGGCACAUCGACAAGUCGGAAGCUUGGAUCUCUAUCAUAGUUUCUAUUCAGACAACGACAGCUUAAUCAAUACAUAAUAUAUACAAACAUAGGCUAAUACAAGUCAAUGAAGAGAUAAAAAGUUCAACAAGUUGCGUCGAUCAUUACAAAUUUAGCUUACAUAUAGGCCGGUACGGCGCAUGUUGGUAGGCACUUGACUGCUAAACACAGUGAUAGUGACUGUCUAACUUAGGUAACACUAGCACAAACUUUGGACGUGUUUUAUAGAGUCACCGUAAUGGCUCACAAUUGUGAUGAAUAAUAAAACGACUAGACCUUAUUAAUUAUCAUCAUAUACCAACUCGAACCUCCGCUAACUCGAACAGUUUUUUCCCGCUUGGAAGUUCGAGUAAUACAAUGCUAUUCUGACACUACUGUUGUAUUGGUUAAGUUCUAAUACUGCAUGAAUAUUACUAAAUUUUAAUCGCAGAAUUUACAUUAGAGACGCGAAUCUUGUCAUAGACUGAGAUAAUUUAAGAUGAAAACUUGUCUUGAUAUGCUUUAGGAAAGAGUAUCGGGUGUUUUAGACAUGCAUGCUAACGGUCGUAGAGAUAGAGGUCUGUGGCUGUGCCAAGGUUGAAAAUGUCGGCAAGGAUUCUCUGUUAAUAUAUAUAUAUAUAUAUAUAUAUAUAUGCAAAGCUCACUUCCCUUGUGGUCGUUUGGAGCACUCUGGCCCCAUUACGCUCUGCGCAUGUCUGGAUGCGUUGAGUCACCGUGUUGUACCACAUGCCUUGGUGAGAGCAAGUUCAUGGGGGUAUAAAUACGAGUGUCUCACGUAUCUAGAUGUGUACCAAGCUGCACUGACGAGGCGUUGAACGCCGAAACAUGCAUGUCUGCAGAUUGUACUAUAUAUAUAUAUAUAUAUAUAUAUAUAUAUAUAUAUAUAUAUAUAUAUAUAUAUAUAUAUAUAUAUAUAUAUAUAUAUAUAUAUAUAUAUAUAUAUAUCUAUAUAUAUCUAUAUAUCUAUAUAUCUAUAUAUCUAUAUAUCUAUAUCUAUAUCUAUAUAUCUAUAUAUAUAUCGCAUUGCAGCUUAAUUGAGGCAUGUAAUAAUUUGUCGAUAAACUGAUGUGUGUGCCAAGGAGUGUGUUCAAUUGCACACCAUUCACAUUCAUAUAUAUAUAUAUAUAUAUAUAUAUAUGUAUAUAUAUAUAUGUACUGAAUCAGAUUAAAUUGUCAUUGUCAUUAUAUAUAUAUAUAUAUAUAUAAGCGCCCUGGUUCCGACCUUGUUUUUCCGGAGUUAGAUUUCCGACUUUCCGUCACUUUCAACGCACUCGACCACAUAAUUUUAAUAUCAGUAUAUUUCUGUGCAUUGCUGGACAACUCGUCUUUAUUUGUCCGACUGAAUGUGAAUGAGGACAAGUUUCUAGUUACCAGUUCCAAUUUAAACUUCGCAUCUGUUUUAGUGAUAAAUUGACCGAAAAUUUCUAGACGCGAAAAUAAGCAAAUAUGCCGGCAGGUCAGACCGACCUAUGAUGUGAACAUAUAGGCCUUGUAAUUGGCUGAUUAAAUAUGACAAUAAACUAUAGAAAUUAUAUUUCUAAAGAACGAACAUACUUCUGUUUCCAUCACAAACCGUGUUCAUAUUAACUAAGUACUAUUUAAAACACGAGCACAAGUGUUUUAUCAGAUACAAAAUGCGAGGCACAGCCGAGUGUUUUAGUUCAAUAUAUAGCUUAAAAUAGGACUACAAAAGAAUACUAAUCAGGAUGAACAAUUAUAUAAUAAUACUAAUUAGGAUGAACAAUUUUAUGAAGAAUAUACUAAUGCAGAUGAGUUUUAUCAGAUAUUAAAGUUACUCCACGAGUUCACAUGACAUAUUAUGACUGACAUGAUUUGCCACAAGGUUUAUGAAUUAUUAAUGAUAUUUUAACAUAGGUAGCCCAGACACACUGUGCGAUUUAAAUUUAAAUGCUUGGCAUACUUAAUUACCCCCUGCGGUAUCGAUUUCAAAAUAAUAAUGUUAACGAUCAGCUCAAAAAUAUUCCGAAUUUUUACACUAAAAUGUAUCACUAAUCAAUGCUUAUCGUUGAAGGAAAUAUACUUAGGUACAUAGCAUGCGCAUGCAUCAACAUAAAUAGUUUAUACCUUUAGUAGACACACUUGUAAUCCAGCUUUAAAAUCAUGACAUUCACGGCGACGCAGCGGAGGAGGGGAAAGGAGACAAGGUUGGCAACAUCCAUUGGCCAAGCUGCACGUAUCACCAUAAACAAACCCGUCUAACUCAACAAUACGGAAAGCUCAGCCGAAAAUUCUACAACAGCUGAUAAAACAACUAUCUUGCUUUACAACAAUGUAGUCCUUUCAAAAUUUGAAAGUUUCCCUUUGCAGAAAUUUCACUUCAAACCACAGCCUCCAUACAAAAUUUACGAUGUGACUGGGCGCAAGGUAAACAAGGUUCACGGACGGUAAAUUUUAAAUUUAAAUCUCGCGCCUAAUUGGAUAAGCGUAAUUCAAUCAAGUGACGUCUCGCAAGGUCGUACCGCUUUAUCCAAUUAGGCGCGAGAUUUAAAUUUAAAAUUUACCGUCCGUGAACCUUGUUUACCUUGCGCCCAGUCACAUCGUAAAUUUUGUAUGGAGGCUGUGGUUUGAAGUGAAAUUUCUGCAAAGGGAAACUUUCAAAUUUUGAAAGGACUACAUUGUUGUAAAGCAAGAUAGUUGUUUUAUCAGCUGUUGUAGAAUUUUCGGCUGAGCUUUCCGUAUUGUCGAGUUAGACGGGUUUGUUUAUGGUGAUACGUGCAGCUUGGCCAAUGGAUGUUGCCAACCUUGUCUCCUUUCCCUUCCUCCGCCGCGUCGCCGUGAAUGUCAUGGUUUUAAAGCUGGAUUUCAAGUGCUUCUACUAAAGGUAUAAACUAUUUAUGUUGAUGCAUGCGCAUGCUAUGUACCUAAGUAUAUUUCCUUCAACGAUAAGUAUUGAUUAGUGAUACAUUUUAGUGUAAAAAUUCUGAAUACUUAUAAGCUAAUCGUCAACAUUAUUAUUUUGAAAUCGAUACCGCAUGGGGUAAUUAAGUAUGCCAAGCAUUUAAAUUUAAAUCGCACAGUGUGUUUGGGCUACCUAUGAUUUUAAGUAUAGGUACUAUAAUGCUAUUUAUCUAAUGAAUACAGGGUUGUGUUAUUUUUGCGCCCUCAUGCUCUCCCACCCAACCACACCCAAAUCGCUACGUCUAGGUAACGAGGAAUGCUCUUAGGUAUUUAUACGCGCUAUGGGUAAUUGAUAUUGUUAGUUGCAAUACACGCAAUUAUAUUAUUAUUGAAUAGCUGCUGUUAUACAUCUUUGAAUUGUAGACAUUGUCACAUUAGUCAGUUUAAUUGUUUCAGGAAUUUUUUCGUAAUAGUUUCAAUCCAUUAAAAAUUCUAUUUAGCGGCUUAGUUAUGACGUCCAUAUUUUGGUGGAAAUGAUCUAACAAGCAUUGUGAAGACAUGUAGUGUAGUAUUGCAUGUUCAGUGCAUACAGCUACUGUAUUUCAAUUAAGGUUGUCAACGUGCAAAUCGGAAAAGUCCAAUACGAGCGCGAAAUGCUGCUGGGAAUCGUUAACAAAUUAAUGAAUUUUCAAAGCGAUUAAUCCCAGCAGCCUUUCGCGCUCGUAUUCGACUUUUCCGCUUUGCUCGUGGUCAGGACAAACUUAAUUGAAAUAACUGUAAUCACGAGUUUCCAUUACGGUGAAAAAAUCAGUUUACAUCGUUUCCUGACAUAACAGCUAGCACUCUGACAUAACAGUUUGCCCAGCUCUAAUUCCAACCUGUACAUGUCACAUCCUGUGUUCGACAUUGCUCAGCGAUGUUGCUUGGGGAAGCGGGGGGGGGGGGUUCUAAUUCUAGCGAUCAUGGACAUUUGUUAUACCGGCUAAAAGUAAAAUGGCUUUACCAAAUAGUAAGAAAGGAUACGUUUUAAAUAGCCUGCGAGCAGGCUCUCUGGGGAAAGAGAGCCUGCAAGGAUUCCUAUGAUGAUUGCGUGCCGCCCUUCAAUUAUGAUGUCACAGGUCAAUUAAUAACAACCAAUCAGCGCAGACCGGAAUACACUACGAUAUUGUAAACAUAAACCGAUUCGUUUCAAAUUCGUUAAUAGUUUCGUAUACAGACCGCCACUGUGGUAAUACUAAAAAAGUUAAAACGGCUCGAGGUUUUACAGAGUAAUAUAUCAAGUUGUACUUUUUAUUACAAUCUGCAUGUGUUUCUCCUGUAGGCACAGUAAGUUUAAAGUUGUAUAUUACCCGCUAACUAAUUCAGUUAUUUGGAAUUGCUUCGUGCUGCAAUAUAUAAUAUACACUGUAUACAGUUUAUAUAUAUAGUAAUAAUAUAACUUACUGAAAUUUAUGGCUUUGGUGAGACAUAGACAUAUAUUAUAUAUAUACCAUGGACAUUGGACAUAAUUUAACAAUAUGUUUAUAGUUCAAAUUUUGCAACAAAAAGUGGAAUUGCAGUAAACAUGCAUGUGAUAAUUAUUGUAAACAAAGUGACGAGUAAAUUACUGUACAUUUUAAACGCCGCAUACUUAUAAAUAUUAAAUAGUCAGUAUAACAUUGUAAAACAAGCUUAAUACACACAAUAUGCACUGAAUAUUAUCAGAAUUCCCAAUAUUGUUUCAUAAAAGAGAAGCGAUAUAAUGCCUUGUCCCUAGGUUUCGGUUUGCGAAUUUGUGCAGUCUUUCUCAAGAAUUAUUCUUGGCUUAGGAGUCAGACAAGCCAAGGACACAAUAAAGCAUGCAAGCUUUUAGUAUUCGUCUUUAUAUGAAUACUAUAUUAAUUUACAGUAAAAAGUCAACCAGGAUCAAAAUACAUGACACUUUUAUCUCUACAUUGCCGCAAUUCCGAAGCUUUGCAUUGCUCGGUUUUACAAACAGGAAGUGCAAGUUUAUGGAAGCUUGUCAAUCACUUCAUAUGAAUCAGUUAUCAACCAAUCAGAGCACUGCGUCCAAAUAUUGGACGCAUGCACCGAAUCAUCAUCGGGAUCCUUGCAGGCUCUCUUUCCCCAGAGAGCCUGCUCGCAGGCUACGUUUUAAAAAGUCUACGGAUAUUAUUCUUAUGAUUGUAAUAUCACUUAACAUGUCACAACUUAAGUUAAAGUAUUUAUUUUGAGUCUGAGUUGACGUCACAUGCUCCAAUAUGUCGGAACAAUUUUAAAUUUAACGGUAUACAACUAAUCAACUGAUGGAAUUUCUUUGUUAUAUUGGCUUGAUUGCUUGAACAGUUACCGAUUAUUUUGACUGAAAUAUGGAAUCUAAAUUAACUCAGAUUAUGAACACUUGAAAACACUGAUUGCAGGGAUGCCGGAACUGGUGGGGGGUAGGAGGGGCAGCCGCCCCCGUUGCCCUUCACCAGGAGGGGCAAGGGGGCAAAGUUUCCCUUUCAAUAUAAAGAAUUGCCUUGGCGAGAUAGAGAAUUGUCAGAAAUGUUAGUGCAAUUCUUUUACGAAUUUGCUUCAGAAAACGCAAGAAAUGCAGUCAUCGAGCUUCAAGAAUAGCACAAUCGCCUGGCGGAGGACCCCCUCACACCCCUAUGAUCCAAUAAAUAGAAAACAUGAUUAGGCGAAGUUCAACUCCCGAAGUUUUGCAAACAUCUCUUAGUAUGAUAUCAAUUCAAAAGUACCCUUUCACGAAAAUCUGCACCCCUUGCCUUCACAUUGUUCCGGCGUCCCUGACUGAUUGUGUCAAACGUUCCACGACUUUUAAAAUCCAUGCAUGCAGUCAGACUGACGUGUACUUAUGUACUUAAGAACAGGGGCUAAGCAUGGAGAAUCAAUGCAAAAACAGUAUUAUGAACUAUUUUACUAACAUAAUAAAUACUAAAAGAUAUACCAAUUUUUACAUUGAUUUUUUUACAUUGAGUAUAACUACUAGCUACAUAUACUUUAAAAUACUCUCAUUUAAAUUUAGCCUGCGAGUAGCAGGUAUUGCCCACCUUCCUCUAUCACCCUCUAAUACCACGCCUUCUAAGCAGGCUAAUUUUAAUUGUUAAUGUAUAAGUCAGUGCAAUCAAAUAUUGACUCCAAUACCAUGAAAAACUAGUAAAAAAAACUUUUUUCUGUAUUCUCCACUCACGGCCUUGCCUUUGCCUUCCUCAGGGCUGACUUAGCCUGUGAACCUCCUUUGCAAAAAUGUCUGACUAUACAGUCUAUACUGUCUCCCUACCUUGGGGCAAAGGCUAGCAUUACAACCCACAUAAAGGCUAACUUGGCUAGUAAAAGCUAAUUAAGUUAAUGCUUUGUCCUUGGCAAGGCUCCAUUGGCAUUGUGCUAUAGAAGCCAAGAGGUGGUGAAAAGUGAUUGCAUCCUUAUCCUGGUUUUAAAUUGUCUAUUGUUUAUUUGUUUUUAACUUCUAAAAAUAAUCUAGAACAUUCCAAGCCUUCCAAAGUACGCAUAGCCAUAGUCAUAGACCCUGCGUGUCUCUGCAGCUCACCCUAUUUUAUAGAUCUUAAUCUCAUUGAAAUAAUAAAAAUCAACUUCCAGGCAUGCUUGUUGAAGACCGAGACUGCUUGUGUUACUCAAUAGCUAAUAUGAUAAUUGCUAAUAUAAAUUUUUCAGUCGUCAGCAGCUACGUCUUCAUAUGUUUCAUAUUUUGAGGAAAGAUUUACCAGCAAAAUAGGAAUUUAAUAUAAUUAUAAUUAAUUUAGAUUUUAUUUAAUUAGUCGGUGGUCUUUCAUGGUCAAGUUGGUGUAGGUUUGUUCUCCUGACUUAAGGUGGUUUUCCACUAGGCGAAAUUUUUCGACCGAACCAAAAUUUCUAUUGUUCAAAUUCAAAAGAUUUCUGAUUAGUUCCAUCUGAGUGCUUGUAAGGCAAAAGAAAAUUUCGAUUCGGUCGAAAAAUUUAGUGGAAAACGGCCUUUACAAGCUCUCAGAUGGAACUAAACAGAAUUCUUUUGAAUUUGAACAAUAGAAAUUUGAUCGAAAAAUUUCGCCUAUAGUGGAUGUAAAUUGCUGACAAAUAAACGAUUUUCAUUUCAUGCCACAUAGUUACUAAAUUAUUGGGUAUAUUUGCAAUGAUAUCUCAAAUGUGUAAGAGCGACAGUAUCUUUUUUAAUUAGUAAAGUAUGAACUAAAAUGAACGAACUGACCAAUUAAGUCAAUUAACUGAUCAAUAUUUUAGAACUAUCAUUGUGCCCACAAAACGCUUGGUAUCAAAGACUCUAUAUCGAGUGGUUGAAAGAUGUUGUGAGGGUUGGACUGGUGAUGAUUGCAUGACAGGUAUGUUAUAGUGGACUGUGGAUGCAAUAUUCUGUAUGGACAGGUGUCAACUAUUGGUUAUACGGUAUCAAUACGGAACAGCUAUUACGUCGUUUGUUAUAGUUAUCGCGGUAGGAAAUUUAUUUAUAUAAUUUGUCAGGGAAAAAUACAGGGAAAUGUUGGUUGUAGGCCUAGUAUACAGCCGUGAGUAACGGCAAUCGCUCGCCCUUUUAAUUAGUGGUUUAUUUACCAGGCUUUGUGCCGAAAUAUGCCAUAGGCAUGCAAUUAAUUCUUUAUUACUUGGCAAGUCCUUUCUAAUCUAGACUCGUAGAUGAAAUAAACAGAUUGUUUCAUUGUAUACGUCAGUAAAAAUUGGAGUGUGACCCAAGAAAGAUUCUUCAUAAGUCACGGUUCUAUUAUGGCAAUUUUGUUAAUGGAAACAACUUGCGACGCCCCUAUAGCUUGCAAUAAUAUUUAUUUAUGGUGACUGAAUGUUCUCAAUCAUAACAUCUUCAUUAUAUAGCUACUGAUGAAGAACAAGGAAACAACUUUAAAAGACAAUCAAGUAAAUGAGCACUACAUUGAUUUUGGAUAAGAAAUAGAACUUAAACAUCGGGUUAAAGACAUUAAAAUUAUCUUCCUUUUUAUAUCAUAUAUGUAAACCAACUAGUUCUUGGCCAAACUUUUAUUUUUUAUGUAAACCCAAGAAACUACGUUGUUUUUUUCAUGUAAGCCCAAGAAACCACAUGCAUAUGAUGGAAAAGCUUAUACUCUAAAAUUUUUUUCAAGGAGUCAAUCCAGGAAUAUGUCCAAGAUAUUCAAGGCCAGGACGUUUUGGACGUUGUGCAGAUGAAUGCCAAACUGACGCAGAUUGUGGAAAGACCAAGAAGUGUUGCAGGUCAACAUGCAUAGGACUGAAAUGCAUGUCACCAUGUAAGAUGUUUUCAGUAAAAUAAACAAGCAGUAGAAUACAAUUAUAUAAUAAUCAAUAUAAGAAUGUAUCACCCGAAAAUUUCAGAAAAUAUAAAUCUAGCUAAAGAUCAACAUCUUCAGAAAUGUAUAUGGAUCGAAAACAUGCAGGAACGAAAUUAAAUUACGUUUUUAUAUUUUUAAUCGACAUAUACUGUAAAAUAAGAUCAGAUCUUGCAAGAUCUCGAAUACUAGAGUAUCAUGCGAGAAAAAAACUAAUAUUAGGUGUGUAAGAUUGCCGUCUUAUAGAUAAAAACCUACUGAGUACUGUGUCCGGAUUUUAGGUAAAACCUUCUCUAAAUGUCGGCACAUAUAUAAUGCUAACCUAAGAGUAAAAAUAAAAUAAAUGCCAUUAUCACAUACCUGUGCUAAAAGCGGCUUUCUGAUUGGUUCCGUGAGCAGGUGAGUUUUUUCGAACUCUUCUGCCCUUCGCCACACUUAUGCACCCGCGAUAAAACUUCUUACGUUGCCGUCCGCGUCAAUAACAAAGGCGGACAAGAUUUAGCCGAUAAACAUAAAAUUUAAAGAACUUUUUUCGGUAACUCACCUGCUGAAACUGAAGAAAACCAAAGAAAAAAUGCGAUGUUUAAUGUUUAAUUAUAUAUAUUUUUGUACAUUCUCCCAGAAGGUACUCAAAACUAGUUAUUUCAUUAACUAUAUUAACCCCAGUUAUAUCACAUUAAUAUUUUCAACAGCGUGUAAAUGUCUUAAUGGAGGAAUUUGUGACGCAAACUUUCGCUGUGUUUGCUCUAUUGGAUUUUCUGGCAACAGUUGUGAGUUUGGUAAGUACUAUAUAGUUGUCCUGUCAGGUCUUUCACAUAAUUAGCGCAAAAAUAUUUGCCAAAACUUUUGCAUUAAAUUGGUCAUUUUAAUUAUAAUAAUUAUCAUGAAAUAAGGCGUGUUACUGACCUUGCUGGCACAAUCCACAAUUCCUGCAAUAGACUUUUGCAUUUAUUACCCGUUCUAUUGAAUAUAGUGGCUCAAUUCAAGUUAUAUAUAUUAAGCUUGUAUUAAGAAUUAAGGUCAAUCCCUAUUACACGUCAGGAGAUUAAUGCACUCAGGAUAACUAUUUUAAGUAUGAUUGAAUCUAUUUCAUCUGCUAAUCCUAUAAAAAGAUUACCCUUGGAAUGUCCAAAAUCCAUUUACAGCCGACAAUUUGAUAAAAGAAUAUAUAAAAAAAUAAGGGGCUUUUUAGAUAAUCUUGCAUGGUUUGCAGGAACGGGUGGAAGGUGAGAUGAUUGAAAUAAAUCGAAAGUUAAAACGCCGAUUAAAAUAACUCAAAUGUUUUGGAGAAGACCUCGCAGUUGAAGAAGAUUAUUCUUGCUGCUUGAACAACCUGUCGCGUUUAUACAAUUAUACUACUAUUUUAUCUAUAGAUAAAUAAUGUAGUUUUGCUGAAUCGUGCAACGUAACAUUUUUCAAUCAUAUCCCGCCUCACAUAUCUUCUCGGUUAAGCGGGAUCAUGUAAACUGCCACUAAAACACGGCAUUUUGCAAAUCCAAGAUAUGAAUUAAGAUCAUGACCAAAAAUUUAUCGUUUUAUUUACCAUUGAUUUUAAUCCAUAUCUUGGUCUUGGAUUUGCAAGAUUCAUUUCAUCGGAAUUUGUUUUAUUUUAUAGUCUAAUUAGAGUGUGGUUAUGAGGAGUAGAUACUCGUAACUACACGAAUAAGGAACUGCUGUAGAAUUAUUAUUUUAUUGUACAGCGGAAAACGACUGCAUUUCAUUUUAGAAACUUUGCUUUUCGUUUAGGCAUCAGAAUAGCACGAGACAGUUGUGUAAAGCAGAACAUCGCGAUCAAGUAUGGGACCGUAUCAUCCGAUACCCUCACACUUAAUGUUUCCGAGGCUAGAGCUAACAUGCAACAACUUGUUGAUAUCGGGAGAAAAGAAUUAAAUAGUAAAUGUAGAUCAAAAGCGACACUUAGACUUGGGACUGUACGGGUAUCUGAGUCAUCAGGCUACACGAUCGAAGCAUCGUUGGAAUAUUUAGUAUAUGCAGGGUACAGACGUUGGGAUUUCGCCACGUGUGUUGCGAAUGCUAAUCUAUUUCAAGAUAUAGUUAAUGACCCUAAGAAAGCUCCCGCUAUUCAAGGGCUGCAGUAUUCGUCGUAUGGAGCAACAAACGUUACUAAAGGUUCUAGUGGUUUAAGUGUCGCAUCAACUUGCUGUAAUCCUGGCUCGGUUGUUAACAGAGGAUCUUGCCGUACGUUUUACUUUAUUUAUCAAGCCAACAACAGCAACAACAACAGCAACAACAACAACAACAACAACAACAACAACAACAACAACAACAACAACAACAACAACAACAACAACAACAACAACAACAACAACAACAACAACAGCAACAACCACCUAAAGCAACAACCACCUAAAGCCAAUGAAUAGCUAUAAAUGUGAAUAAAAUAAUUAAAAAUAGUAAUUAUAAUAUUUUUAAAUGAUACAGCGGUCAUCCAAGUUUAGUACGAGUUUGCAUAAUUCUAAAUAUAUUUUUCCUUAACAGAACAAUGCAACGCUCAGUUUUAUCACGAUAAAAAUCAAGACAAGUGUAGUGAAUGCCCAGGCAAUACAUACCAACCUAACAGAGGAAGUACAAGUUGUUUAACGUGUCCGUCUGGCCAGAUGCCAAACAGUGCUAAGACACAAUGUGAAGGUAAAAUCAAGUCAAGUUUGUUUAUUGCCCAUCAUACUCUUGUGUUAUAAUCUAUGUUUGGAAUAUUACAUGGCAGUUAAUUGCUCAUGUUGAUAAUUAGAUAAUAUAGUCGAACAUUUUCGUUGCAGUGGCCUGUGUCCCAUCGUGUCAAAAUAAUGGAAUUUGUAGAAACGGUCUCUGCUACUGUCCUCAAGGACAUGAAGGGGUGUCUUGUGAAAUACGUAAGUAUUCUUAAGCGUGGCGGUUCGCCAUUUUAAAUUAUUUCUUUAUACAUCAUUUAGUUGCC